Molecule: messenger RNA, 1610 nt
Organism: Erigeron canadensis
Lineage: Eukaryota; Viridiplantae; Streptophyta; Magnoliopsida; Asterales; Asteraceae
Product: MTOR-associated protein MEAK7
Exons: 8
Coding region: 70-1332 (420 amino acids)
Source: RefSeq, a predicted model, not a curated record
UAAAAAUAAAAAUAUAAAAUAAAAGGAACACAUUCCAUUAAGCGUAGAAAAAGAAUCAGCAAUCAAACUAUGGGCAACGCUCAAUCACCAGAGGGCGCCAAUCCUCGUUUCACUUCCGCCAUCAGAUCUUUUUCUGAGAAAGAACUCAGCGACCUCAAAUCCUUAUUCGAAUCUCUCGCCGCUCAAUCUCAAUCCGAAGGUCAUUACAUCUCCAUCUCCGUAUUCAAGGCUUAUACUGGAAUCAAAGGACCUUUAGCUGAUAGACUCUAUGAUUUAGUUUCACAAAACCGAAAAGACGACAAACUUACCUUCCAAGACCUUAUUAUUGCUAAAGGGACUUACGAAAAAGGAACUAGAGACGAGAUUGAUGAAUUUCUGUAUCAACUAUGUGAUGUUGAUGGUGAUGGCAAUUUAGUGAGCAGGUCUGACUUGGAAGCUGUUAUAAGUGAAAUACUUGAUAAUGUAUUACCUGUAAAAAAAUCUGAACCCUCAUCGGUGUCUGACCCCAAGUCGAUUAGCAUAUUCCUUGAUGCUUCCAAAUUUACAAAGGAUAAUGAAGGAAGUUCUGAAAAAAGUAUGUCUUUUGAAGAUUUCAGAAACUGGUGUCGCCUUAUUCCAUCUGCCAGAAAGUUUCUUGUAACCUUGUUGAAGCCAACGUCAGAUACUCAAGUUCCUCAUUUGGUGUAUCAAGAUGACAUCGAUUCUAGUAUGCUGCUAUUGAAGGAGGAGUAUGCUUGGCACAUAGGAGGAGCUCUUUCACAUCAAGAAUUGGAUGAAUGGAAACUCAUGUAUCAUAGUGCAUUUAAUGGACUAAGUUUCAACACGUUCUUGGGCAAUAUUUCAAAUGCUGAAGGCCCAACCGUGUUGAUUAUAAAGGACAAGGAAGGCUACAUAUAUGGAGGUUAUGCUUCUCAGCCAUGGGAGAGGCAUGCUGACUUUUAUGGGGACAUGAAGACCUUCCUAUUUCAGCUAUAUCCUACAGCAUCUAUAUAUCGACCUACAGGUGCUAACAACAACAUACAAUGGUGUGCAGUAAACUUCAGUUCAGAUAGCAUCCCUAAUGGCAUUGGUUUUGGUGGACGUACAAGUCACUUCAACCUAUUCAUAUCAUCAAACUUUGAUAAUGGUCAUACAUUCACCGGGCCCACCUUCAACAAUCCUUGCUUGUCAAAAAACAACCACAUAUACCCUGAAGUGAUAGAAUGUUGGGGAGUUGUACCAAAGGGAGGUCAACAAGAAAAGCAAGACGGAAUCAAAGGUACUGUGCUGGACAGAUUUAAAGAAGACCGUAAUAUGCUGAAUCUGGUUGGGUUAGCAAACUCAAGCAACUGAUUGUUCGGAAGCGUAAGAAACCCAGUUUAUAGUGCCCAAUCUUGUUGGAUACUAUAAAGUGUAUGGUGUUUCUCAGCCUGGUGGAGCAACUUGAGUUGAGAUUUUGAUGAACCCAUCUAUUUAAAGGACAACAUAGCAAACUUGAUGACUAGUGGUCUGGUGUCAGUGAUCCCUAAAAACUUAUUAGAUGUUGCUGAAUGAGUAUAUUGUCGCAUUGAAGCUUUUCCCUGUGUGAAUGUUAUAUGUGAAUCAAGUAAAAGAAUCUGUAUUGUUUUUUC